AUGUUUGGAUUAACAUCUCCAAAGCUCUUGCAUCUCGCAUCAAUGCAUAAAUCAAAUUCCAUGAUAUAUUCUCUAUCUCUGUUGGGGAUGGGAUCUCCACAAUGUUCUGGAAAGAUAUCUGAUUGGGUUCUACUAGACUUCAAGACAAAUUUGCUAAUCUCUUUUGCCCUCGAAUCAAAUAAAUCUUGCUCGCUAGAAGAAAGAUGUCCACCUGGAGGUAAUUCAUGGUCCUGGUCAUCCACACCCAUCAGUCACGAUGCCGUUUCUGAACUUACAGCCCUUAACUCGCUAAUUGCUGAUGUUUAUCUUAGCAAUCUUCCAGACAAACUCCGUUUCUCCAUCUCGCAUGACGGGCAGGUUUAUAAAAUGGUAACGGUGGAGAAGUUCUGCAACGUCAUUCAUGAUCUGAAGCCGGUGUUGCUGAUGGUGACUGUUCAGACGACGUUUGCCGGAGUUAAUGUUCUUUACAAACUGGCGGCUAAUGAUGGCAUGAAUCUUCCUAUUCUUGUCGCCUAUCGAUUUAUCUUCUCCACUGCAUUCAUUGUUCCACUUGCACUUGUGGUUGAAAGGAACAAAAGGCCAAAAUUGACAUGGAUGAUACUCUUGCAAGCCUUUUGUUGUGGUCUAUUUGGUGGCUCGCUGGCACAAAAUUUCUACAUAAAAGCGUUAUCUUUGACAUCAGCCACAUUCGCAGCGGCUACCACCAAUCUUAUCCCCGCCAUUACCUUCGUACUUGCGGUUUGUUUUAGGAUGGAAAGGUUGGGUUGGAAGAGUAGCCCUGGUGCAGCUAAAGUCCUAGGGACUGUAUGUGGGGUUGGUGGGGCCAUGUUGUUGACUUUUUAUAAGGGCAUUGACCUUCACCUAUGGAAGACCAACGUUGACCUUUUUCAUGGUAAACAACAUGGACUAGGUGGUCAACAUUCAAGCCAUGAUAGGGUUUUAGGCUCUUUAUUGGCCAUGGGUAGUUGCAUCAGUUAUUCCAUCUGGUUAAUCAUUCAGACAAAUUUGGUCAAAAAAUAUCCUUGCCCUUAUUCAGUCACAGCCCUCACAUCGUCAUUGGGUGCUGUACAAGCAGUCGGGUUUGGGUUAUGCACCGAAAGACAUUGGGGUGAUUGGAAGCUUGGUUGGAACAUUAGACUUCUAACAGUGGCUUAUACGGGUAUGUUGGCAUCUGGUUUAAUGUUCACAUUUAUUGCAUGUUGUGUGCAAAUGAGAGGUCCGUUAUUUGUGUCGGCUUUUAAUCCUUUAAUGCUUGUACUUGUGGCUAUCGCUGGAUCUUUAGUCUUGAAUGAGAGCCUACACUUGGGAAGUGUCUUGGGUGCGAUAUUGAUAAUCGUUGGACUCUAUGCUGUAUUGUGGGGUAAAGGUAAAGAAGUGAAGAAGGUGGCUCAACUGUGUCCAGUAAGAGAAUCUAGCGUAGGAAGUUAUAAUGGUGCUAUUAAUGGUGAAUCACAACGUUCAAGCUUUGAGGUUAUUUGUGAUAGUGAUUCAAAACACUCAAGUGUCCGAAGUGGCAAUAGUGAAUCUAGACGUAUUGAGGUUGUUGUGACUUCAUCAGGUUGA
This is a messenger RNA of Lactuca virosa, 1563 nucleotides long. The record is from the annotation of a GenBank genome assembly. NCBI's taxonomy places the organism in Eukaryota, Viridiplantae, Streptophyta, Magnoliopsida, Asterales, Asteraceae.